Molecule: messenger RNA, 838 nt
Organism: Grammomys surdaster
Lineage: Eukaryota; Metazoa; Chordata; Mammalia; Rodentia; Muridae
Gene: Clec4d
Product: C-type lectin domain family 4 member D
Exons: 6
Coding region: 82-786 (234 amino acids)
Source: RefSeq, a predicted model, not a curated record
UACUGAAUACUUACUGAUCUUACCAGAAUAAGUCAGAUGUAUUGAUGUUCAAUCUUAAAUGUUUCUGAAGAGACAUCUGUGAUGGAAAUAAACGCUCUGGACAAGAAGUUAAGAGGACCCCGGAAUCAUCUGACACACAUAAUGUGGCAGGAAGAAUCCCAAAUGAAAUCAAAAGGUGCCCGACAUCCCCAGCUGAUACCUUGGGUCUUCGCUGUUGUUUCCAUCUCACUCCUCAGUGCUUGCUUUAUCUCAACUUGUCUGGUGACUCAUCAUUUCUUUUUACGCUGGGAGAGAGGAGUUGUGGUGAAGCCAUCAGGCUACCACACAAGGCUAACAUGCAUCCAAGAGGAGCCACAGCCUGGAGCUACAGGAGGUACCUGGACCUGCUGUCCUGUUAGCUGGAUAGCCUUCCAGUCUAACUGUUACUUUCCACUCAGUGACAACCAGACUUGGUAUGAGAGUGAGAGGAACUGCUCAGGGAUGGGCAGUCAUCUGGUGACCAUCAACACUGAAGCAGAACAGAAUUUUGUGACUCAGCUUUUGGAUAAACGACUUUCCUAUUUCCUGGGACUUACUGAUGAGAAUGUGGAAGGUCAAUGGCUGUGGGUGGACAAGACGCCAUUUAACCCAAGCGUGGUAUUCUGGCAAGUUGGGGAACCCAAUAACUUUAUGGAAGAAGACUGUGUUGUCCUUGUUUAUGACCAAGAUAAAUGGGUCUGGAAUGACUUUCCUUGUCACUUUGAAGUGAGAGGGAUUUGUAAAUUACCUGGAACAACAUUCAGUUAGAAGCCCUCAAAGUGAUCCUUAUGAUGGGGAUGGAGAAGAUGAACCUAUCAGA